Messenger RNA from Seriola dumerili (greater amberjack), 1924 nucleotides. Its product is annotated as dimethylaniline monooxygenase [N-oxide-forming] 5-like. The coding region runs from base 195 to 1820 and encodes 541 amino acids. Gene Ontology annotation, molecular function: NADP binding; flavin adenine dinucleotide binding; N,N-dimethylaniline monooxygenase activity. The transcript has 11 exons. The record is from RefSeq and is a predicted model, not a curated record. Lineage: Eukaryota; Metazoa; Chordata; Actinopteri; Carangiformes; Carangidae.
AGGAGACCUUGGUCCACUGACUCUCCCUGUGAAGAAGAGAUGAACCAGACUCUUUUUGCCAGAGGAACAUUUUGACUUGUUGCAGCAGGAAAAUCACAGGUGGAACUAAUAACAUGAACAAUGGCUCCAUCCUAGCAGUUAAUGUGAUUACACACAGCUGCGCUGACAGGGCAGACGGUCUGUUGUGAGUAAGGAUGGUGCAGAGGGUGGUGGUGAUCGGUGCGGGUCCCUCAGGCCUGACCAGCAUCAAGGCCUGUUUGGAUGAAGGUCUGCAGCCAACCUGCUUUGAGAGCAGCCAUGACAUUGGGGGUCUCUGGAGAUUUAAGGAGAAGCCCGAGCCGGGACGAGCCAACAUCUAUCAGUCGGUGGUCAUCAACAGCUCCAAAGAGAUGAUGUCUUUCAGCGACUUCCCUCCUCCCGCUCAGCUCCCCAACAACAUGCACCACUCCCAGGUGCUGCUGUAUCUGCGCCUCUACGCUCAGGCCUUCAAACUGCUGCAGCACAUACACCUCCAGACUACUGUGCUGAGUGUGAAGCCGACCCCAGACUUUGCAGUGACAGGCCAGUGGGAGGUGGAGACAGAGAGGGGACAGGGUCAGAGGAAGACUCAUGUUUUCGAUGCAGUGAUGGUUUGUACUGGACACUUCACCCAGCCUCACCUGCCACUCACAGACUUCACAGGUAUUGAGAGCUUCGAAGGCAGAUGUUUCCACAGCUGGGAAUACCGCAGCGCUGAGGGGAUGCAGGGGAAAAGAGUGCUGGUGAUUGGGAUUGGAAACUCUGGAGGUGAUAUUGCUGUGGAUAUCAGCAGAGUUGCUGAGAAGGUGUACCUGAGCACCAGGAGUGGAGCGUGGGUAGUCAGCCGUGUGGGACAGGGGGGACUUCCAGCUGAUCUUGUCGGGACGUCUCGAUUGCAUGUGAUGAUGCAGAAGCUCGUCCCCUCCUGGUUCAACAGGAUGUUGGAGAAGAAGCUGAACGAAGCAUUUGACCACACAUUAUAUGGCCUGAAACCAAAACACAGAUUUUUUGCACAGAUUCCUGUUGUGAAUGAUGACCUGCCGGCUCGGAUCAUCUCAGGUCGUGUUCAGGUUAAACCAAAUGUGAAGGAGUUCUGUGGAUCCAGUGUGGUCUUUGUUGAUGAGAGCGUCAUAAACGAGGUGGAUGUGGUGGUGUUUGCCACAGGGUACAACUACAGCUUCCCCUUCCUGCCCUCAGCUCUGCAGGCUAAAUGUGGCUACAGGCUGCGUCUCUACAAACACGUGUUCCCCCCUGGACUCACCAGACCGACGCUGGUGGUGGUGGGCUUCAUCCACGGCUUAGGGGCGAUCAACCCGCUGGCUGAGAUGCAGGCCCGCUGGGCCACAAGAGUUUUUAAAGGUUUAUCAGCCCUCCCCUCAGAGGAGACCAUGGUGGAGGAAAUUCAGAAAGACACCACAGGGAUGCACCAGAGGUUUUCCUGCUCUGACCGUAACCCCCUCCAGGUGGACUACAUCCCUUACCUGGACUCCCUGGCAGAGCAGGUGGGGGCUCGGCCAAACAUACCGUGGCUCUUGAUGAAGGACCCCAGGCUGGCACUGCAGGUCUUGCUGGGUCCCUGUACUCCGUAUCAGUACCGUCUGGAGGGACCGGGCAGGUGGGCUGGAGCCCGUCAGGCCAUUCUCACUCAGUGGCAGCGGGUGGUUCAACCUUUCAGGACCAGAGUGGUACCACAACCAGAGACCAGACCUUCUUCCAGAUGGAGCAUCGUAGUGGUUUUCUCAGGAGUCACCCUGCUGUGCUGCAUCUGCUACAAUAAGCCCCUCUUCAGAUCUCCUCACUGAGCUGUGUGGUUAUGGACUUUACUGAAGCAGCAAACCAAUGAGCUGCAGACAGAACCUGCUUUUAGAAUAAGUUGACUGUUUGAAUGACUAAUAAAGUUUUUAAA